AUGGAGGGGGGUGAGCAGCGUGUGAACGAAACCUCUCCCUUAGUGGGGCGUUGCAGUACUCCAGAUGAUGCCAACAUGGAUUCGGUAACAUCUGUGAGAGCUCCUGUGCAAGGUAAUAGAAACACAAGCUCUCGGGAUGUCUCCGAGACGAAGAGCAGUUGGUAUUUGUUCUUGUUGACACUCAGCCUUGGAGGACUUCAGAUUGUAUGGUCGGUUGAGCUAGGGAGUGGCUCGCCGUACCUAUUAUCAUUAGGGAUGAGUAAGGCUCUCCUUGCGUUUGUUUGGAUUGCGGGUCCAAUCACAGGUACCUUGGUACAGCCAUAUAUUGGCAUCUGUAGCGACAACUGUCGUGUAUCAUGGGGUAAAAGGAAGCCCUUUAUGAUUGUUGGCGGCGCGGUAACAAUCGUGACUCUUCUUGCACUUGCCUGGGUUAGAGAGUUCGUUGCAGGAUUUCUCGGGAUAUUUGGUGUUGAUCCAAACUCUUCCGAAGCCAAGAAAGUAAUCAUCAUUGUAGCAACUAUUAUGAUGUAUUGCUUGGAUUUUGCGAUAAACACGGUGCAAGCUGGAAUCCGGUGUUUCAUUGUUGAUAAUGCCCCGGCCCACCAACAAGAGUCUGCGAACGCUUGGGCUAGCCGGAUUACCGGUGUAGGAAAUAUUAUAGGAUUUAUUUUGGGAUAUGUCGAUUUGCCUAAAAUAUUCCCUUUUCUAGGGUACACACGAUUCCAGGUGCUUUGCUCACUGGCUUCGGUAUCUCUUGGAGUGACUCUAGUGAUCAGCUGCGUGUACAUCAAAGAACGGGAUCCGCGAUUGGAUGGCCCACCCCCAGCAGGAACUCCAGGCGUUAUUGCAUUUUUUAAGCAAGUCUUCAAGUCGAUUCAAAAUUUACCACCCCAAGCUGCGAAAGUUUGUGAAGUACAAGUGGCCGCGUGGAUUGCGUGGUUCCCUUUCCUCUUCUACGCUACGACCUAUAUUGGGCAACUCUAUGUCAAUCCGAUCCUCGAGGACCAUCCAGGCCUCUCAGACCCUGAUCUUGACAAAGCAUGGGAUGAAGCAACGAGGGUUGGGACCUUUGCCCUUCUUAUUUACGCAAUAAUCUCGUUUAUUGCUAAUAUCACCCUCCCAACCUUUGUUGUUCCAACCUACAACCCUCUUGCUGGUGCUAGACUCGAGGACCAUGCAGAAUCGGAGCCUUGCUUAGGAGAGGAGAGAGCGUCUAUCUCGGAUGUUCCGGUUGAACUGUCUCCAAAUAUGCCAGGCUAUAAAACAGAUACUUCUGCGGAAGGAUCGGGUUGGCUAUCAAAGCUGCAGACUGCAUUGCAGAUUCCCGGAUUUACAUUGCGGCGCGCGUGGCUCUUGUCGCACAUACUCUUCGCUCUGUGCAUGUUUAGCACCUUUUUCAUCUAUUCCGUCCAUGCGGCAACAGUCGUCGUAGGCCUGGUUGGGAUCUCCUGGGCCAUGACACUCUGGGCACCCUUUGCGUUGAUCUCUGCAGAGGUGGCCUGCAUUGAUGAAGAACGUCGGAUCCGCCGAAAUCGGUCAGAAUUAGCGACACAUGAGGAGCAGCGGGCGAUGGUCAGUGCUGCUCAAGCCGAUCCUGUUACGGGUCGCGAUGAUCUAGAGACGGGGGCCGCUCCACGGUUCCCCAAGGCCGAAGAAGAUGACGAAAACUUCGCCCAAGCAGGAAUCGUUCUUGGAUUACAUAACGUGGCGGUCUCCGCACCGCAGAUCUUGUCGAGUCUGGUGUGCAGUGCGAUCUUUGAAGUCUUCCAGAAACCGCGAGGAGAGCCCUGGGAUGAUAGUGUAGGGUGGGUCCUGAGAUUUGGUGGGUGCGCGGCAUUACUUGCGGCGUGGUUGACUAGUCGGCUCGCGGAGGGAAUACACGGAGCGUAA
Aspergillus ochraceoroseus IBT 24754 is the source of this 1890-nucleotide messenger RNA. RefSeq names its product putative sucrose transporter. The record is from RefSeq and is a predicted model, not a curated record. Lineage: Eukaryota; Fungi; Ascomycota; Eurotiomycetes; Eurotiales; Aspergillaceae. The transcript is spliced from 4 exons. Bases 1 to 1890 code for a protein of 629 amino acids. Gene Ontology annotation, cellular component: membrane. Gene Ontology annotation, molecular function: sucrose:proton symporter activity.